Plectropomus leopardus (leopard coralgrouper) is the source of this 2543-nucleotide messenger RNA. The record is from RefSeq and is a predicted model, not a curated record. Lineage: Eukaryota; Metazoa; Chordata; Actinopteri; Perciformes; Serranidae.
AGAAAGCAACAGGGAACUGAUCUGCAGCAACACGCUGCCUCCGGAGUUGAAUACUACAGAAUGGAAAGAUGAAGCGUCCUUUUUGUAAUAUAUCUGUUUCUCUCUUUUUGCAGGCUUCAUUUGGAUGUAUUUAUAAGCAACAGAAGGUUUUGAGGUGGAACUAAACGAGCAAAAAAGAUGUACUCUACUCUUUGAAUUCUCUUUGCUUGCAUCAACAAUUUAUCCAGAUACAGUUUCAGAAAGAAAAUCCACUUGCAAAUAUGCUCUCUUAUUUUUUUUCCACCACAAAUUUGUGAAAAUGGAGCUAUCACAAUGACAAGCCCUGCAGACUGAAGAGACGGCAGGCCACCAGAUGUUUGAGGGAAUUGCCGUCCACCAAUGGCUGUGCUGGGGAGCUCUUUACCUGUUGGCAGUGGGGGUGGCAUUCACAUCUGAAACACGCCGGCCGUGUCCACAGCUCUGCCGCUGCAACACUGUGCUGCUGGAGGUGAACUGCUCCGAUGGCCAACUUACCACAGUGCCUGACAGUCUCCCGCAAAAUACCAAACUACUAAACUUAACGCAUAAUAAGAUCAAGACUCUGGUGCAUCAGCAGUUCCAGACUUUGACACAACUUUUAGACUUGGAUCUGAGUGACAAUAUUAUGGUGAUAAUUGAGGUGGAAGCCUUCAUCGGCUUGCAAAGUCUGAUAACUCUGCGUCUUGCUCGCAACCACCUGAAGAUCAUUCCUGUGGGCGUGUUUGCUGGUUUGCCAAAACUGAAGUCACUGGACAUAAGCAACAAUGAUAUCCUUGUUUUUCUAGAUUUUACUUUCCGUGACUUAACUUCCCUGCAGUUUAUUAGAGCAGCAGAUAAUGACUUUGUUUUUAUUUCUCAUCAAGCAUUCACCGGCUUAACCAGUCUGCAAGAGCUGUACCUCGAUGGCUGCAACCUCACUGCUGUGCCGACAGAGGCACUCACACAGCUCGGUGGGCUGAAAAGUCUUCAUUUUCAGCGAUUGGGAGUCACCACGCUGCCAAACUACUCUUUCCGUCAUCUAGAGCGGCUCACAGAGCUUGUCAUCUCUCAGUGCCGCUGGUUGGAGACCCUGUCAGCAAAUAGUCUCUUUGGCCUAAAUCUUACAUCCCUAACCAUAACAUACUGCAACCUCGGUGCUGUCCCAUACAUCCCUCUGCAUCAUCUUGUGUAUCUUGUAUACCUUGACCUUUCAUUUAACCCAAUCACCUACAUCCAUGGGAACCUGCUCGGAGACUUGCUCCGACUCCAAGAGCUCCAUCUGGUGGGGGGAUCAUUGCUGCGUAUCGACAUUGGAGCAUUCUGGGGUUUGGCACAUUUCAGACUGCUGAAUGUGUCUAGAAACCUUCUAACGACACUCGAGGUAGGUGCUUUCCAUUCAGUGGACACCCUAAGAACUCUGGGACUUGAUAACAACCCACUAGCAUGUGACUGCCGUCUGCUGUGGGUGGUGCGAAGACGACCAAAUCUGGACUUUGGUGGAAAUCCACCAACUUGCUCUACCUCAGUCCGGUUGCAGGGCUGGUAUUUUCUGGACUUUACUGAAGCUGAGCUCCCAGGGCUGCUCACGUGUCGGCAGCCUCGUAUUCUGAACCACAAACCUCAAGAAGUGAGAGUGGAUCAAGGACACACAGUGGUGUUUUAUUGCAAUGCAGAGGGUGACCCUCUUCCAUCUGUCACCUGGAUAGGCCCACAGCUAAAACCUCUAUCGCCCAUUGGUAGAAUACGGGCCCUCUCCAACGGUUCGCUGGAGGUUCGCUACGCUCAACCUCAAGACAGUGGUGCUUAUCUCUGUGUUGCAUCUAAUGCAGCAGGAAAUGACAGCCUGCCCAUCAGCCUUUAUGUCCGAGGCUUUCCAUCAUCCUCUAAAAACCCCCUUCGUCUCAAAGGUUGGCUUGCCUUCCCGUCUGCCUCUCCAGGUGUGAAUGGAAAUCAGAAUAUCCCAUUUGAUGUCAAGACGUUACUGGUAGCUGGAACUAUUGGGUUCCUUUCAUUUUUCAGCUCUGUGAGCAUAUGUUUCAUCUUCAUGUUCUUCUGGAGUAAGAGUAAAGGGCAAAUAAAGCACACAGCCACAAUAGCAUACGUGCCACGAAGUGCCAUGUCAAGUAGUAAUGGAGGGAAAGGCAAUGCGGAGACAAGCAGGUUAACCAUGAAACUAAUAUGAGUCAAAAUGUAAAACACCUGCUUUCACCUGGUGUGACUUGGUACAUUUAGACUUAAUUUCAGUUUCUGUUAGUAAACAGAAUUACUUUGAUUUAAAUGUCCUGUGUGUAGGGAUUAGGGGAUAUACAAGCAGAAAAAGAAAUAUAAUAUAUAAGUAAGUUUUCUUUAGGGUAUAAUCACCUGAAAAUAAGAGCUGUGUUGUUGAUAUCUCAGAAUGACAUGAGCAGGUCCCCAUCUGCGGAGUCUGCCAUGUCCACCACAACAACGCCAAAGUGGUGUUGUUAUUUUGGUGUCUGAGGCUUAAGCCUAAAAUGUUUUGAAAAUAGCCUCAGAUAUGAAUAUAGAGGCUAGACCUUAUAUAUUUU